UCCGAGGGCUCCCUCCUGCCGUAACCAGUGUGUCCCGAGCUGGGCUUGGCUCGUGGUUCCGUGUCCCCGUUCCCAGUGCCGGGGUCAGCACGGCCCGGCUCUGUCCCCGUCACUGAGGUGCCCGUGCUGAUGGUGCUCCCAGACCAGAGCACUGACCCCACGUCCAGUCCUUCCCUGGACAUCUCCAGGGAUGGGGGCUCCACCAGCUCCCUGGGCAGCUCCUGCCCAUGUUUAACAACCCAUUCUGUGAGGAAAUUCCUCGUGGUGUCCUCAUAUCCAGGAGUAAAACUGGGAUGUAAGUACAAAGCAGGUAAUUUGCCAAUUACAGCUGGGGUGUUUUUGAAAAUGUGAUAUCUGGCACACAGAGCUUUGGAAUAAAGAUGCACAAGUAAACCUCAAUUUAUUGAAAAUACUGACCUGUCAAUAGCCACCUGCAGCUAGCAGAGGCCUUCCUUCUCCAAAUCCUUCUGGGGCUUGCUGAAUGAGCCAUGACGGCACCCCAGUGCACACACUGCACACGGGCUCUGUGCUCCAGCAGCUCUGCUCUUGCACUUGCACUUGGGCCAAGGUCACAUCCUCAUGUGCUGACACAUGCGGGCAGGGGCUGUAUUUUGGGAAUAAAAGCUGUGUGUGGAGCAGGAGGGCUCAGCCUGCCUCCUUCCCUGGUUCCUCUGCGCUUCUGAAAGGUGUCCUUACAAAUUUGUUAUUGGCAGCAAAUCUGCAGGUGUUUGCUUUCAGGGUGUGAGCAGGAAAAGCUUUCUUCAAUCCUUCAGAUGAGACAAAUAAACAGGGCCCAGAGCGGUGCUGUGCCAGGGAUGGACCUGUGCCUGGUUUCCUGAUCAGGCUGAUCCAAGUCAUUUUGCCAGCCAGGAGGCUGGCACAGAACUCCUGACAUCCAGACCUUCUUUGGUAUGAGAGUCUGUCUUAUCACAGCCUGAGGAGAUACAGGCUCUGCCGAGCAUGGGGGCUCCUUGUACCUCUCCUCAGAGUCCCCUGGAAUUCAUGUAAAGCAUCCAAACUGUAAAAGGACUAAAGCCACUUUUUCUAUGGAAUCUUUGACUUUUCCCGAGGAGAAGAGGAGCAGCCUUGCCAGGGGAAGAGGCAUGGAGGCACGAGCAGAGGAAUUGUUUGCACACACUCCCGGAGCUGCUAAAGCAGGCAAGACACAAAGAGAGAAUAGGAUCAAGCAUGGUGUGGGGAGAAACCCCCCUGCAUGGACAGGCUGUGAGCAGGUCCCUGUAGGGACCCCACAGGGACGGGGGCUCUCCCAGCCCUGAUCUGCCGGGCACGGGCUGUGCCCCUGCCGGCUCACCUCAUCCCAGAAGAUGCUGUGUCCUGCUGAGCACAGCAGCCCUCUCCACCCCUGGCAGCCAUCCUGCUCCCAGUGACACGGUGGCACCAUGGAGGCGCCUGGCCCUGUGCUGGUGACUCUGCUCUGCUGCUGCCUCCUGAGCUCGGCCUGGGCUCUGGUCGAUCCCGAUGAUGUUCUCACGAAAGAAGAGCAGAUCUAUCUCCUGGUGGAGGCCAAGGAAAAGUGUCAGAGGGAUAUAAAGGCCCAGCUGGAGAAGAUCAAAGACCCCAGCUGCCCUCCGGAGUGGGAUGGGAUCAUCUGCUGGCCAAGGGGCUCCCCCAGCCAGGAGGUGUCUGUGCCUUGCCCCGACUACAUCUACGACUUCAACCACAAAGGUCACGCCUACAGGUACUGCAGUGCCUAUGGCACCUGGGCCAUGGCUCUCAGCAUCAACAAGACCUGGGCCAACUACACGGAGUGUGCCCUGCUCUUCUCCUCCGAGAGCCGCAGCCGCCAGCGGGAGGUGUUUGACCGCCUGCACCUCAUGUACACCGUGGGCUACUCUAUCUCCCUGGCCUCCCUCAUCGUCGCCAUCUGCAUCCUCUCCUACUUCAAGCGCCUGCACUGCACACGGAACUACAUCCACGUGCACCUCUUCACCUCCUUCAUCUGCCGGGCCCUCAGCAUCUUCCUCAAGGACCUGGUGCUCUACUCGGGCACCACGCCCAGCGACAGCAGCAGGACACGGGAGGACGAUUUCAGGGGCCCCCUGCCAGGCCAGCGGGGCCACCUGGUUGGCUGCAAGGUGGUGGUGACCCUCUUCCUCUAUUUUCUGGCCACCAACCACUACUGGAUCCUGGUGGAAGGUCUCUACCUGCACAGCCUGAUCUUCAUGGCCUUUCUCUCCAACAAGAACUAUCUAUGGGUGCUCAUCAUCAUCGGCUGGGGUGUCCCUGCUGUGUUCGUGUCUGUCUGGGCCAGUGUCAGGGCCUCGCUGGCCGAUACUCAGUGCUGGGACCUCAGUGCAGGGAACAUGAAGUGGAUUUAUCAGGUCCCCAUCCUGACUGCUGUUGUGGUGAACUUCUUCCUCUUCCUCAACAUCGUCCGGGUGCUGGCCUCCAAGCUCUGGGAGACCACCACGGGCAAGCUGGACCCCCGGCAGCAGUACAGGCAACUGCUCAAGUCCACGCUGGUGCUGAUGCCACUCUUUGGAGUUCACUACGUGGUGUUCACGGCCGUGCCCUACACCGAGGUCUCCGGGCUCCUGUGGCAGAUCCAGAUGCACUACGAGAUGCUCUUCAACUCCUCCCAGGGUUUCUUUGUGGCUUUUAUCUACUGCUUUUGCAAUGGGGAGGUGCAGGCUGAGAUCAAGAAGGCUCAUUUCCGGAGGCUGCUGGCGCUGGACCUGCGGCAGCGGGGGCGCCCCGGGAGCUGCGGCAGGAGCCGGGCGGGCCGGGGGGCGGGGGGCACACGGGGGCUGCUGCUCCCGGCCCGGCCCCGCCCGCCCGGACACGUUCUCGGCGCCUCGGAGCAGCUGCUGCCCUGCCCCGGGCAGGAGCUGAGCCACAAACCGCGGGGGGAAACCACGGUGGAUCUGACAGACCUGACCCAGUGCCACCCCGAGCCCAACAAGGAGCUGGAGACGAUGCUGUGAGCGCAGGCUGGGUUUCUCACCUGGGCGUGCAGGUGUGCCUGGGAAGAUGCUGAUCCUGACUUCGGGCUCUGCUCACAUCGGCACAGAGCCAGGGAGGGCCAGCAGCCAGAACAACCCAGCCCCCUCUUCAGAGCCAGGCUGCCAAGGGACCACUGCUCUCGCUCCUCCUCCCCCGGCCCAAAAACGAGCCAUAAAACCUCAUUCUACUCCACCUGCAAGUGACUGAUGGGAUCUCUGUGCUUGCAAAGCCUGGAGUCUUCACCAGGAAACACCUCCGUGCUCACUCCUACCCCCACGGGGGGGGGAGGCGACUUCUCCAGGGCGGUUAAAGCCCACCCCAGAGCCCCACCCUGCCUCGGACCCCCUGGCCCAGCUCCAGCUCCAGCCUUGUCCAGCCCGAGGGAGCAGAGUGAACACCCACCCACAACCACAAACUGCAGCGGGGGCACUGGGCAGGGUGGGAUGGAGGAGGCAGGACAAACACGGCCUGGAAGGUGCAGGGAAGACCUGGAUCCCCAACACUUUAUCCAUUAUCACAAAGGCCCCUGCAUGCAACAGCCAUGGCCCUGUCAUCCCACUGCAGGCUGAGAGGUGAAUAAAGGGAAUCUGUCUGCCUUCUUCCCAUCC
Molecule: messenger RNA, 3572 nt
Organism: Oenanthe melanoleuca
Lineage: Eukaryota; Metazoa; Chordata; Aves; Passeriformes; Muscicapidae
Product: parathyroid hormone/parathyroid hormone-related peptide receptor-like
Exons: 17
Coding region: 1401-2945 (514 amino acids)
Biological process (GO): cell surface receptor signaling pathway; adenylate cyclase-modulating G protein-coupled receptor signaling pathway
Cellular component (GO): plasma membrane
Molecular function (GO): peptide hormone binding; parathyroid hormone receptor activity; G protein-coupled peptide receptor activity
Source: RefSeq, a predicted model, not a curated record